CAGGCUGGCCAGGGCUGUGACCUGCUUCCACAAUGUUUACAAACAAAGGGUUGCAGACGAUGUUCCACUCGCCACAAACCCCGGAAUCUAUCCUAAAAAUGAUCACAUUUAGCUACUCUUGACUAAAGUGACAGUUUUGUGGUAACUUGUAAGCAAUGGCUGAGCCUCUGGUCAAGAGGGAAGAGAUGGGAGGCAAUACUAUCCCCAACACUGAGUUAUGCGGCUUGUCAACUCAUCCUCUCAACAAGUCGGUCAACCAUUGCAGUCAAACCUUCACAGACUCUGAGAUUUUAAGCAAUGAUCUGUGUGAACCACUGCAGAGGAUCACAGAUCCAGAGAACCACAUACACGCGAGACAGAACCGGACAGAAUAUAGUGAGAGUGAGGUUACACAGACGGUGGUUAGGGAAGUAUUACAGAGCUGUGAGGGGGAGAAGGAGAACGAGGACACCUCGCUAGUUACUGCUGAUAAAGAUAACUUAUUCUUUGAUAUAAGUAAUAAAGUCAAAGUUGUCUUUAACUUAGAAGGAUUAAAAGAAGCUGGGGGUCUGCUGUAUAUUGGGUGUAAAGGUGAAGUUGACAAAACUAAUCCAUCUAAGAUUACAGAAUGGUUUACUGCAGAGUUUUUAAAUCUUCAUAGAGUAUAUGCCAUUAAAGAAGAGGAGCCUUUUCUUCUCAGGAUUUUUACACGCAAUCAUGAGUCAACAAAUCGUGGAAUCAGGAAGAAGGGAGGACGAAAAGUAAUGUUGAUGGGUCAGGAAGUGUUUGGAGAUGUGUUGCUUGCUUGUGGUCACUGUGGUUACUGGUCUCACGAGGGAAGUAAUGUUCGGAGGCACCUCAAGAAAUCUGUGUGUCUUAAAGAGAGAGGGUAUUCAAAAGAAGAUUUAGCAGGACUAGAUAGAACAGAGAGAAGGAAAUUUCUCAGAAGAGUGGCAGCAGCAAAGUGCCGUGCUAAGAAGCGAGCGAGAGCUACAGUAGAUGAGGGUACACCAGAGAGAAAUGGAGUAGAUGGGAAUCAACCUAAAGCUGGCACAAAUUCCUACACACCAUAUCCUCUAAACUUGGGAAUGUCUUCUAAUGCAUAUGUAGAAUGCCUUGUAGAGAUUCAAGAAACUUGCUGUGGGACAGGAAUUCCAAGAACUACUACCACUACUAACACUAGAGUACCUACUGGUGUGCCUAAUGCCUCAGUUGUGAAUGGAUUACCACAACCAAAAAUAAAAAGGAAGCCUCCAAAAUAUAAAGCUCUUACUCUUGGACCUGCUGUAGAGCAGGAAGUGGUUCAGAGAGUGCCAUAUGAUAUAUUUACUGUAAAUGAAAAAAAUGAAAGAGUAGCGUGGAAACCUCCAGUAUGUCAUAAGUCUUCCCCGGGAGAUCAGGCGUGUCAAAUAGUUUUUAAAGGUGCACGAAUGAAACGACGCUGUAUGGACUUACCAGUUCCCAUGGUUCUAAUAUACCGUAAGUUGGACUGCAAAACUCAUCAUUGCAACUUUACGCUUUUUCAUCCCAAUGCCAGAGCCUCAUUCAAAAACGAUACUACAGCAAAAGCCUCGGUGAAUGUCAAGAUGUAUGGAGAUAUAGUCAUGACACAAGAGUUUUAUCACUACUUUGUCUCGCUUCUGUCUAUCAUGAAGAUGAAGUCUUCUCAGACUGCGAGACACUUAACAAGCGUUUGGGAAACCAUAAUUAGUGAAAGGUUGGGAACCACAGCAAUACCUGAUGAGCAUCGUAAGGUUAUAACUCUCUCCAAGCAAACAGUAAAGUCAAUUUGGACAAGUAUUGAAGAAGAGGCUGGGAGCAGAGGAGGCUUGAGGCUGUUAAAAGGGUCUAAACGCAAGAAAAAGCCACCAGCUUCCUCAGCUGCUGCCAUUACUCCUCCGUCCAGUGUAGCUCCUGUGAGCCAUCAAGGUCCAGUUGCUGUAUCUUCUUGGGGCGUCACAACAGUACAAGUACUCCAACCUGGGAUGCAGCAUCAUUGUGUGAAACGCCUGAAUCAUGGUGUUCCAAAACCACAUCUUCCUCCUCCUCCUCCCCCUCCUCCUCCUCCUCCCCCUGCCCCUCCUCCAACACUACCUCCCAAACCUCAUAUGAUGCCCCCUCCUCCUCCUCCACCUCACAACCACAUGCAACAACCUACCCAUCCAACAGUUACACACACCCACUGGCUUGGGCAGCCACCACAAUAUCCACACAAUAUGACCCCAUAUCCAAUGGCACCACCACCUACUGCUGAAUAUUAUCCCAUGCCAGGGCAUUUCAUGGCUCAAUACACACCAGCAACAAUGGGUACCUCACCCUGAAUAUAUAUCAGUUUUGCUCACGAACAGAAUCCUGAUGUAUUCUUUUGCUUUUGUGAACAUAUAGUACCUACUGGUACAGUAUGUAUUACGAUAUGUUCUCAUACUCUGUCCACGAGCAACUAUGUGUUGUUUUGUUGCAAUCUGUUCCCCUUCAUGUUUUGGACUUGACAGGUGUCCCUCACUUUGUGAUAGAUGCAUGCAUGGUUGAUUGCACAUAAAGCAAAAAUCACAUGAAGCAUAUCAAUUACAAUGUAAUAAAUAGGGAUUUGUUCUUUGCCGAUUCCACAUUUUUUCACUAAUAUUUACCAAAAAGAAAUAUGAGCUUAGCAUACAUUCAUCAAAUAGUAAUAUAUAUGAAAGAAAUAAAUUUGAUUAAAACCAUUUAAGGAAAAAAUUGUACUGGUACUUGCCAACAGCAGCAAACACACAAGCACAUGAAGACAUGGAGGUGGAGGGGGGUGCUGAAGAAUUAGUUGGUGUAAGGACAGUGGUGCAGAGUGGUCAAGGUCACACUUGUAGGAGGCAAGGUAACGUGAAGAGAAGAAGACACAUAUAAGGAGCUGUCAACAUACAAUAACAGUGAAGGUAUAGAGAUGGAAGUUCCAGCAAGAGUGAUGCUGGGUGUGGGUGAAGGAGACCUUAAGAUGUCAGCUUGGAGGUCUGCUCAGCCAUUUGUUGCUUCUGAGCAUACACCUAGGCACUAAGGGCAUUGUUCUCACUAUGAAUUUCAGGCUCCUCUCCAGGCAAGUGUCAAUGUCCAUGGCAAACUGGAAAAGUCUCUUAGCUUAUGUAAACCAUUCUUCAAGCUUCUUCAUGGUCAUAUCCUUUACAUCAAGGAACUUCAUCAUCUCCUUUUUCAGUUGUGGAAAUCUCAGUGAGGUCAUCAAUGCCCCUAAUUCUUUAUUAUGGAAAACAAUAAGCUUCAAAAGAUUUUUUUAUUAUGGGAAAACAAUAAGCUUGUUGCAGUUUAAAAACUGUAGUGUAAAGCACCCUACUGGCAAGACAGUGAUGAAGUGAAUGAUGGUGAAAGUUUUUCUUUUUCGGGCCACCCUGCCUUGGUGGGAAUCGGCCAGUGUGUUAAUAAAAAAAAAAAAAGCUUUAAAACUUCUCCCUUAAGGUCUGAGAAGCCUUCCCCUCCCACCUUCCUUCCAAGCUCAACGACUUCUCUCGUGCUUGUUGACAGUUUUUGGAAGUCCUUGAGGUUCAUAAUGCAGUGUCCCAAAUGGACUUCCAAGCACCAUUCAAGGCAGAAAACUUCAUUUCAUCUCAUAAAGCCUUAUUGUUUAUUGCAUUCCUAACAUUGUAUGACUCCCACCACUCACACAGUCUUGGCUUGUUGGUCCCAUCUGUGUCAUCCAGCGACUGGAACAUUGUCCUUAGGUAAUAGGCCUUAAAUGUUGCAAUAACUCUCUGAUCAAAAGGCUAGAUUGUUGACAUGUUCAAAGUGUUUAGGGGUAUUGUCAAGGACAAGCAAGACAUUAAAAGCUAAAUUAGAUUCCUUGUAGUGGUACUCUGUCUCCAUGAUGAAAUGCACCAAUUUUCAGAAAUUUGACCUGUCACCCAUCCCUUCUUGUUUACAGCCCAGUGUGCAGGGAUCAUGUUCUUACUCAGCUCUUUCAGUGCAUGUGGAUUGAGGGAGUGGUACACUAGUAUCGAUUUACACUUUAAAACUUCUGCAGCACUGCUGCAUAGUAGGACACUGAGCUUGUCCUUCACUGCCUUGAAUCCACCUACAACCUUCUCCUUAGAUAUGUAUAUCCUAGAUAGCGUCCAUUUCCAAAAACAGCCGUUUCAUCAACAUUGAAAACUUGCUUAGGACUGUAGCCUUCAACAGCUAUAAUUGCUGUAAGGUCCACUAGAAAUAUUGCAGCAGCAACAUGAUCAAGACUUGCAGAUUCUCCUGUCACUUUAAUGUUGUGCAGAUUUUAAGACCAAUUAAAUUUGUCAGACCAGCCCUUACUAGUCAUGAAGGGUUCCUAAGGAUCACUUUCAUCUUGUGAUGAAUGGUUUUGAAAACCGACAAGUUGAAGAUUGAGACACACAUGCAACAUAUGGGAAUCUUUAUUGAGGAAAUGCUUCGCCACACAGUGGCUUCAUCAGUCCAAUACAGAGCAGAAAGGUGUAAGUAGAGGUGGAGUUUGAGGUAAUCAGUCCCUCAGCCUCACUUUCAUCUUGUAUUAGGCCAUCAUAAAUUUUUUCCAUCUUCUCUAGUAACAGGUUUCUUACUCUGAUUGUUACUUUAGCAAUGUUGAGAGCAUUAAAGCUCCUAAUGCUCUCAACAUUGUUCUUAAUAGAGCGAAUAGUUGACUCGCCAACAUCGAAUGUACACCUAAGCUCAGCUGGAUCCUUCUUCAGCAUCUCAAUUAUUCAAAAUCUCCAGCUAGUGUUAGAGAAGACCUCUUGCAUUUUUCUGUGCAUCAAGGAGAGGGCUAAGGGAUGACUUGGUAGGAUGCUGAGAAGCCAUAAUGAUACCUGCAGUGGUGAACACCCAGAGAAUGUCUUACCAAGAUACUGAGAUAUGAACACUGCCAUAAAGAAUAAAAAGGCACAAUACUGUGACUGGAACAAUAUACAAAUAACCCACAUCUAGGAAACAAACUUAUGAUGACAUGAUUGUUUUCUUGAUGUCCCAUGCCAAGUGACACAUGCAAAGUGCCAACAACCACCUGCCAUUCAUUCCCGAUCACAUAAGAGCGAAUUUCAAAUGCAUAUAGCAAAUUCCUGGUAGAAAUAGGAUCACUGCAUAUGAGUGAAAUUACACAUAGCAAAUUGACAUAAAUGGCUUUCUGCAAAUGAGAAGUCAACAUUUUAUACUCUACAUUCAACCACAGAGAAUGUUUUCAAAGAAAAACUAAAAACAAAUUAAACAUUGAUUUCAUUCAUGAAAACAAGCACUGUACUGUAUCUGAAUGUAAAAUAUAUACAGUAUUUGUAUUUACAGACAAUUAAAUAGUAAAAAUUAUGCAGCAUUAAUGUUUAAGUUUCCUUUUAAUUAUUAGGUAUAUAUUUUAACAAGUAAUGAGCUGUAUAGCCCUUGUGGCUUAGCGCUUCUUUUUUUUUAUUAUAAUAAUAAGUAAUGACUUGUUGAUAAGUUGUGCUUAAUGCUGUAGUAUACAGAUAACUUAUUUUUUUAAAACCCUUUUUCUAUUUAACUUUUUCAGUAAAGUAUAUGAAAAUGUAAAAAUAUUUUGCAUAUAUUCAGAAUUAGCUUUUUAUAGCUAAGUGGUAUGUCUUUUAAUUACUAUUUAUGCGAGUUUAUAAAAAUAAUUUAGAUUUUUUACCUUUGUGAAUUCCAUAAAAUAAAUAUGCUCUAUCUACAGAUGUGAAGUACAAUAUAAGAACACCUUUCAGUGAAGUAUGUUCUUACAUCAAAUAUGAAUUUAAUAUAUCCUUUUAUUGUUUAUGUGUGGCUGGAUAUUUUGUAAUAUUUUAGCUAUUAACAACUCAUUUAGUACAUUUAAUUUCAGUUUUUUACUGCAACAUCUUCCAUGAAGGAAAAUGCCAUACAUUAUUUGGAGCAAAUUUUCAUUAUUAAAAAAAAAAUAGUGACAGUUGCAUUAUGAAAUUGUAGAGUUACCUACCCUUUAGCCUGAAGCAGCAACUUUCUCCACCUGUCCUGGUGGAGAUUUCUGAUACAGCAGGUGUUGUUGGCAGGCACCCUUGGGUAGUAAUGAUUGAUAUGGUCUUUCCUGUAACUCUGGCUACUGGCAAGAAGCCAGACCAGUAAAAAAAAAUUACAGUUUCCCAUCCUUGGUGAAGCCUUCUGGCACUUGGAACAACAUACACACAUACACAGUAUUGUUCCAAAUCUUUCAAACAGGUAAGUGCAAAUAUUUAAUUUUCUUGUGAGCCAAUUCCUCUCAAGGGAGGUUCCUUGAUGCUAGUGAGGAGCUCUUGAUCUAGGAAAUUGGAUCUAUGCUCUGGUUCCCUGAAUUGAGCCUAAAUACCUUCCAUUCCUUCCCCCCCCCCCCCACAUGUGCUGUAUAAUCCUAUGAGUUUAGCACUUCCUCAUGAAUAUAAUAAUAAUAAUUGUGAGCUAAUUUUCAUCAUUUUCAUUCACUUUUAUGAACAAAAAUUUUGUAAUGUGCCUUUUUGUGACUACAGGGGCAGACCUAUGGUCAUGACAUUACAUCUUCAUUAGUAUCUUCAUCACGAAUAUUUUUUAAAUUUACAAUGGUUGCAGCAUUUACUAGCCUACUUUUUCAGUUUACCUAUCUCCUCUACUGCUACUAUUUAUAAAUAAAAAUUUCCCAGUAUCCUUUUGGAUAAAUCUUUUCCUAAUUACAUUUGUGGCCUCUUUAUUACCCAUGUUGAAGGGGGCUAAAAAAAACUUUUAUCUAUUUUUCACAUCCUUUUAUAACUUUAUAUGAUGUUAUCAUAUUGCCUCUUUUUCUCCUUUCAAGCAGCAUGAGCAUCAAAAGUGUGUUCAGCCUUUCAUUAUAACUUGUAUUGUUUUUAGCUCUGGGAUCCAAUGUGUAGCAUUUCUAUGAGGCCUUUUUUUUUAUCUGAUCAAUAUUGUUUUAGGUGCAGACAUUACACAAUAUCUGCAUGCAUGUGUAGUGUGCAAUGGAGGAACAUCUUCAAAACAAAAUAUUGCCAAAACUUAAUCUACUUGCUCUACAUGUCUUCAUAUAUCACAGUCAUAUUCAGAACUGCAUAAUGGACAUUAAAAUGGUGCCUAAGUGAUUUCUGCACAAAUGUACUGGAUGAAAUCAAUUGUGAUAUGUUGAAACCCUUUAUCAGGUUUAUGAAUCAAAAGAUAGUAGUUAUUUACCAUUCCUUUUAUUUUACUGAGUUACUGGUUUGCCUUUACAUGUACUCCUCAAUAGGAUAUUUAAAAAAUAAAUACAUAUAUUAUUUGUGAUUAAUUUCUGUUAAACGGUAUGUAUAGAAAUGGGAGGUAAUCAUUUUAGAAUUCUAAAGACAGGUGGUGCAGCUUUACUGUUUCUCUCAAAGAGGUGUCUUGGUGCAGGUGAGGGGCUCUUGAUUAGAGAAAUCAGAGAUACCCUCUCCUUUCCAGGAUCAAAUCUGAAUGCCUCCCAUUCCCCAGACACAAUACAACUCUUCUGACUGUAUCCCUUAUCAUUACUCAUUAAUAUGUGGCAUUUUGCUUUGCAUACCAUCACUCAUUCCCAACUACCUUAAGUCACAUCAACUCAUGACAGUCAAGUAUUCUACACUAGAUACAGAAGUAAAUUAUUACAUAUUGAGCCUUAGGAGUAAUUCUGUGACUGAACUUGAAAAAAUGCCUACCUAGUCUUCGUUUGUACUUAAUCUUUGUUUACUCAUGUGGGCCUAAAUUUUCAACUAAAGUUGGAUUGCUUCCACCCAUGAAAUAUUUGAUUUAGGUUAAAGGUAUAAGAAAUCCUUGCUACAUGCAUGCACCAGUGAUUUGAUACUGUUGGUCAUGACUUGCUAGGUGAGGAUUAUAUGCCACUGGAUACAUCGCUCUGCACAUUUCCUUCUGAUAUCAUCAGUAGUCAAAUCAAAUGAACUAAACAGGCAAAGUAAAUGAUGGCAUUACUGUAAGCAAAUAAAUCAAUAUACUCUCAGUUUUUUACAAUAAUAUUUUAGGUUAGAAACAUUUAUAUUCUUUCUUUCUUUCAACACACCGGUCAUAUCCCACCGAGGCGGGGUGGCCCAAAAGGAAAAAUAAAAGUUUCUCCUUUUACAUUUAGUAAUAUAUACAGGAGAAGGGGUUACUAGCCCCUUGCUCCUGGCAUUUUAGUCGCCUCUUACAACACGCAUGGCUUACGGAGGAAGAAUUCUGUUCCACUUCCCCAUGGAGAUAAGAGGAAAUAAACAAGAACAAGAGCUAGAAAGAAAACAGAUGAAAACCCAGAGGGAUGUGUAUAUAUAUGCUUGUACAUGUAUGUGUAGUGUGACCUAAGUGUAUUACCUGGAGUUUACCUGGAGAGAGUUCCGGGGGUCAAUGCCCCCGCGGCCCGGUCUGUGACCAGGCCUCCUGGUGGAUCAGAGCCUGAUCAACCAGGCUGUUGCUGCUGGCUGCACGCAAACCAACGUACGAGCCACAGCCCGGCUGGUCAGGAACCGACUUUAGGUGCUUGUCCAGUGCCAGCUUGAAGACUGCCAGGAGUCUGUUGGUAAUCCCCCUUAUGUAUGCUGGGAGACAGUUGAACAGUCUCGGGCCCCUGACACUUAUUGUAUGGUCUCUUAACAUGCUAGUGACACCCCUGCAUUUCAUUGGGGGGAUGUUGCAUCGUCUGCCAAGUCUUUUGCUUUCAUAGUGAGUGAUUUUCGUGUGCAAGUUCGGUACUAGUCCCUCUAGGAUUUUCCAGGUGUAUAUAAUCAUGUAUCUCUCCCGCCUGCAUUCCAGGGAAUACAGUUUUAGGAACCUCAAGCGCUCCCAGUAAUUGAGGUGUUUUAUCUCUGUUAUGCGCACCGUGAAGGUUCUCUGCACAUUUUCUAGGUCAGCAAUUUCACCUGCCUUGAAAGGUGCUGUUAGUGUGCAGCAAUAUUCAAAGUUUAUUCUCUAUAAGGAUUACAAUGCUGAGUUUACAGAAAUUUGGUUAUUGUGUGGUUUACAUGUAGUAAAAUAGUGAUUACAGAGUGUACCACUAGAACGCUUAGCAUGGCUAGGCAUUUCGGGCAGACUUAGUUUUAUUCUUAAUUGUAAAAUAUUACAAAUUAUGAGGUAAGUUGAUAUUAUGGCUAAGUGACUAAAUACUAGUUUGUGAGUUUAGCAAUGUGAAUGCUUUUGUUUUGGCACAGUACAUAGUUCCAGCCUAGAUAGAACAAGUGACCUGAAGAGUGUCAUCAUGGGCUUGGCCUCCCUAGUUUUGAAGAUUCUCAUUAUCCAUCCUGUCAUUUUUCUAGCAAGAUAAGAUAAGAUAAGAUUUCGUUCGGAUUUUUAACCCCGGAGGGUUAGCCACCCAGGAUAACCCAAGAAAGUCAGUGCGUCAUCGAGGACUGUCUAACUUAUUUCCAUUGGGGUCCUUAAUCUUGUCCCCCAGGAUGCGACCCACACCAGUCGACUAACACCAAGGUACCUAUUUGCUGCUAGGUGAACAGGACAACAGGUGUAAGGAAA
Molecule: messenger RNA, 9351 nt
Organism: Cherax quadricarinatus
Lineage: Eukaryota; Metazoa; Arthropoda; Malacostraca; Decapoda; Parastacidae
Source: RefSeq, a predicted model, not a curated record